AUGCUGCAGUUUGGCGGUUUCAAGUUCCUACACCCUCGAGCACGGUAUGUCUUGUUACUGAAACUCAAAAAAGUUGGUCUAGGAGUACUUCUAGUCGGGCGGUUGGGCUGCCUUUACCAUCUCCUAGGCCGGUAAGAUCAGGAGCUUUCAAAUUGUUUGUGGAUGCAGCUUUAUUCCCCCCUUCUUCUAUGGUUAGCUUUGGGUUUAGCGGAGGCGAUGGCAUGUAGAAGGGCUUUGGGUUGGGCAAGGGAGCAAGGACUUACGGAGUUGGAGCUCUUCUAAGUAACACAAGAAUGUCCUCCACAACACACAUAGAAAGCCUUUGGGUUUUUGCCUUACUUUCCCAAGCAAAAUGUCUCUCCUCUCCCAACCUCAUAUGCUUCUCACUCCUCCUCCUCCUCGCUACCCUCGCCAUGAGCGUCUUCUACUGGGCCCACCCCGGGGGCCCCGCCUGGGGCCGCCGCCUGAAGUGGCGCACGACUCGGUUUUCCCCCAUACCGGGGCCCCACGGGGUUCCCGUCUUCGGUAGCAUGACUCUCAUGGUCGGCCUGGCUCACCACAAGCUCGCGGCGAUGGCCGAAGCUUGCGGGGCGAAGCGUCUCAUGGCCUUCAGCCUCGGGGAGACCCGAGCUGUCGUCACGUGUAACCCCGAGGUGGCCAGGGAGAUCCUGAACAGCUCGUCGUUCGCCGACCGGCCCGUGAAGGAGUCGGCUUACCGGUUGAUGUUCGACCGCGCCAUCGGGUUCGCGCCUUACGGUGUGUACUGGCGCACGCUCAGGAAGAUCGCCGCCACGCACCUGUUCUGCCCGAAGCAGAUUAGGGCGGCGGAGUCCCAGAGGUCCGAGAUCACUCGGCAAAUGAUCGCCGAGCUCUCAUCAGGUCCCCCUGGGGAUAGAGGGGUACGCGUUCGGGACGUCCUGAAACGGGCGUCCCUGAACAACAUGAUGAGCUCCGUCUUCGGGCGGGACUACAGCCUCAGUGGCUGUCCCGAGAUGACGGAGCUCAGGGAGCUGGUCGACGAGGGGUACGAGCUCCUCGGCACGUUCAACUGGUCCGACCACCUCCCCUGCCUCCUCGACCUGGACCCGCAGAGGGUCCGGGCGAGAUGCUCGGGGCUGGUGCCACGGGUGAACCGGUUCGUCGGCGGGAUAAUCGCCGACCACCGCGCCACGCCGGAAUCGGAGAAGAUGGCCCACAGAGAUUUUGUGGACGUGUUGCUCUCCCUCCAAGGCUCUGAGAAAUUAGCCGACUCCGACAUGAUAGCCGUUCUUUGGGAAAUGAUAUUUAGAGGGACGGACACGGUGGCGGUGUUGAUUGAGUGGAUCUUGGCGCGGAUCGUGCUUCACCCGGAGGUUCAAUCCGCCGUCCACGGCGAGAUCGACGGGAUUACGGGCGGCGGAGCGGCGGCGGUCACGGAGUCGGACGUGUCCAAAAUGGUCUACCUCCCGGCGGUGAUCAAGGAGGUGCUCCGGCUGCACCCGCCCGGUCCCCUGCUCUCCUGGGCCCGUCUGGCGAUAACGGACACCGAAAUCGGCGGGUACCACGUGCCGGCGGGUACCACCGCCAUGGUGAACAUGUGGGCCAUAUCGCGGGACCCGGAAGUCUGGGAGGACCCACUCGAGUUCCGCCCGGAGAGAUUCCUCGGCGGCGGGACGCCGAUGGACUUCUCCGUCAUGGGAUCCGACAUGAGGCUGGCUCCGUUCGGGUCGGGUCGGAGGACCUGCCCGGGGAAAAACUUGGCGCUGACCACCGUCUCCUUCUGGGUCGCCGCCCUGCUGCGGGAGUUCGAGUUCACGGCGGCGGGUAACGUUGACCUGACGGAGGUCCUGAAGCUCUCGUGCGAAAUGGUCAACCCGCUGACGGUAAACGUCCGGUCCAGACGGAGUUCGCGAAACUUGCGGGUCUAGUGCGGAAAUGUAAUUUAGAGAAAAGUGGAGGGGGGAACGGGAAUUUUCGGAGAAAAGAAAGAGAAACAAAAACGGACCAUAUAAUUUGUUACAAAAAUGUCUUGUCUUGUUUAGUCCUUAGUCACCACUUGUUUGUAAUCUUUUUUUUAUUAUUUAUUUCCUCUUUUUUUAAAUCAAUGUUUUAGUUGGUUUUUUUUCAAAUACACAGUAGUAUAUACUUGUAUGGAGAAAUAUAUGAUUACCCGUUUG
Cuscuta campestris is the source of this 2156-nucleotide messenger RNA. The record is from the annotation of a GenBank genome assembly. NCBI's taxonomy places the organism in Eukaryota, Viridiplantae, Streptophyta, Magnoliopsida, Solanales, Convolvulaceae.